AUUCCUAUAAUGUUAUUACAGUUGGAAAAAUACUCAAGUAAUUUGGAAGCUAUAGUAGCUGAUAGAACAAAAGAUCUGAUUUUAGAAAAAGCUAAAACUGAACAGUUAAUUAGUCAGAUGUUACCUAAGAAAGUUGUGGAAGAUUUAAAACAUGGCAGAAAAGUUUUACCAGAAGAAUUCGAAUGUGUCACCAUUUUCUUCAGUGAUAUUGUUGGAUUUACAGCUAUAGCUAGAGAUAGUACCCCAUUCCAGGUUGUAGAUUUACUCAAUGAUCUCUAUACAACAUUUGAUGCUAUUUUAGAUCAUUAUGAUGUUUAUAAGGUAGAAACUAUUGGUGAUGCCUAUAUGGUUGUCAGUGGUCUACCAAUAAGAAACGGUAAACUACAUGCAGGAGAAAUAGCUACUAUGUCUUUAGAUUUAUUAUCUUCUAUGGUUGGCUUCAGAAUUCGACACUUGCCUGGUAAAAUUUUACAACUUCGUGUUGGCAUGCAUUCAGGUAAGGAUUUGGUUUUUCUUUUUACACAUUGUCAUUAG
Molecule: messenger RNA, 534 nt
Organism: Lottia gigantea (owl limpet)
Lineage: Eukaryota; Metazoa; Mollusca; Gastropoda; Lottiidae
Exons: 3
Biological process (GO): intracellular signal transduction; cGMP biosynthetic process; receptor guanylyl cyclase signaling pathway
Molecular function (GO): peptide receptor activity; guanylate cyclase activity
Source: RefSeq, a predicted model, not a curated record